Messenger RNA from Panicum hallii, 1150 nucleotides. Its product is annotated as mediator of RNA polymerase II transcription subunit 10b. Gene Ontology annotation, molecular function: transcription coregulator activity. Gene Ontology annotation, biological process: positive regulation of transcription by RNA polymerase II. Bases 125 to 697 code for a protein of 190 amino acids. The transcript has 5 exons. The record is from RefSeq and is a predicted model, not a curated record. Gene Ontology annotation, cellular component: chromatin; mediator complex. Lineage: Eukaryota; Viridiplantae; Streptophyta; Magnoliopsida; Poales; Poaceae.
GUCACAGGCAGCUUGGCCCGUCCUCCUCGCCCAGAACUUUCGACGGUAAGCCCCGCCUCCUCGUCUCCUCCCCCGUCGUCCUCCCUGACCGCCUCCCAGUCCCUCCCCUUCCUCCGACUACGCCAUGGACAGCGCCGCCCUGAACCCUUCCGCCACGGCCGCGGCCGCCGUUGCGGCGGGGAACGGCGUCCAAGCGUCGGAGGCCGGCGGGGAGCGGUCCGAGGACGCGUCGAAGCAGAACCUGGCGCAGGUGACCAGCUCGAUCCAGAAGACGCUGGGCCUGCUCCACCAGCUCAACCUCACCGUCUCCUCCUUCAACUCCGCCUCCCAGCUCCCCCUCCUCCAGCGCCUGAACGCGCUCGUGGCGGAGCUCGACACGAUGCAGAAGCUCGCCGAGGGCUGCGACAUCCAGGUGCCCAUGGAGGUCGUCAAUUUGAUCGACGACGGGAAGAACCCCGACGAGUUUACAAGGGACGUGCUCAACAGCUGCAUCGCGAAGAACCAGAUCACCAAGGGCAAGACCGACGCUUUCAAGAGCCUACGGAAGCAUCUUCUUGAGGAGCUUGAACAAGCUUUCCCCGAGGACGUAGAACAAUACAGGGAGAUUCGUGCUUCUUCUGCUGCUGAGGCGAAGCGGUUGGCUCAGUCCCAGAGCACUUUGCCUAAUGGAGAUGUCAAAGUGAAAGCUGAGCACUGAGAGAAGGAUACACCUGCAUAUAGCAGGUUUGUUACCUGUGUUUAGUUUGGAGAUGGCUUUGUUAACCAGAAACAUGCAUGUCUUUCUAUGCAAUCGCCCCUCAUAUGAUUGAUCAGUGAAUCUGUACAUAUUUUCAUAACAUGUGUGGUCCAAUAUAUUCAACUUAACCAAUAACUGAAAUCAAUUACUUGGUGCUGGAUUGUCAUAGCUAAGCUCAUUAGGUUUUCCUCUAGGCACUAGCUCAAGAAAAUGUGAAGCAGGACAGUGCAUGCAAGUAGCUAGCUAUGUUUUGGUUUCUCUGAAGGUUUUUAAGCACUAACUACCAUCUAGGGUUGCGGGUGUGCCGCAUACUUCCUUACUGUUGCGAUAUGAUACAUGUGAUUGACAAUAAAAUAAUGUAUUCAAUUCAUUAAUUCUUCAUGGACCUGUGGGUACUGCUUUGUACUCCAUUCA